Messenger RNA from Emiliania huxleyi CCMP1516, 831 nucleotides. RefSeq lists its product as hypothetical. The record is from RefSeq and is a predicted model, not a curated record. Gene Ontology annotation, molecular function: DNA binding. Bases 1 to 831 code for a protein of 276 amino acids. Lineage: Eukaryota; Haptophyta; Isochrysidales; Noelaerhabdaceae. The transcript is spliced from 6 exons.
AUGCCCACUAAGCGAGCCUCCUCCAGCGCCGGUGCCGGUGCGCCGGCCUCCGGCUCGCUCGAUGCCUUGCGGCAAAGCCUCGUCGAGGCGCCCACCUUCACCCCGACCGCCGCAGAGUUUGAGAAUCCGCUCCGCUACCUCCUCUCGAUCCGCGAGGAGGCGGAGAAGUUUGGGAUCUGCGCGAUCCAGCCGCCUCCGAGCUGGAAGCCGCCCUUCAUGCUCGACCUCAACAAGCUCCGCUUCCCGACGCGCGUCCAGAAGAUCAACGAGCUGCUCGUGCGGAAGGUCCAGCGGCUCAAGUUCAUGAAGGCGCUCACCGGGUUUUGCGACGGGCGCGGCACGCCGCUCAAAAAGAUCCCCGACGUCUCGGGCAGGGCGGUCGACCUGCACCUCCUCUACACCCUCGUGCGCAAGCGCGGUGGCUUCGAGCAGACUUGCGCCGCCCGAAGGUGGUCCGAGGUGGCCGAGCAGAUGAACAUGCACCACGCGGCGAGGUCGCACCUGGCGCAGGCGCUCAAGAAGCACUACCACGCGCUCCUGCUCCCCUUUGAGCGCUGCGAGGCGGGCCUCGACCCGCCGCCUGCGCCAAAGCCCUCUCGUGGGCUAAAGUACUCUCUGCCCGCGGUGGGGGAAGUUGUCCAGCUGACCGGGCCCAAGGGGGUGCAGCGCUCGAACGCGGACGUCGAGGAGGUGAUCGCCUACGAGCCGCCCGCCCCUGGCGAGGAGCUCUGCGAGGUGUGCGGCGGCGGGGAGCACAAUGACCAGAUGCUGCUCUGCGACCGGUUCUGGAACAUCGUCACGACCCCGGACCAGGUGCCGUCGCAGGGAUAG